AGAAUAUUGUCUAAAAAUGUCCAAUUUGGUUAAGAAAAUACGCAGUAUUUUAUACACACAGCCGCAAAGCGACUCGAAAAGCAUUUCCAAUGAGAGUUUUAGCUCAGGUCAAGAAUCGAAUUCGCGCAAAUGCAAUACACUGCCGCGUAACUACAGUCUGUCGCAUAAGUCGACGGUCAAACGGCGUGCGAGUGUCUCGAGAUUAUGGAAUCGCAUCGUCUCGAAUUUCGAGUCAUCCGACGGCGGACUGUUUUACACAGAUACGGUAAAUGGUGCCGGUGGCGAAUAUAUAAAGCAUCCAGUUCUAUAUGAGCUCAGUCAUAAAUAUGGCUUCACAGAGAAUCUGCCCGAGAGCUGUAUGUCCAUACGGCUCGAGGAGAUCAAAGAGGCCAUACGCCGUGAGAUUCGCAAGGAGCUGAAGAUCAAAGAGGGCGCCGAAAAGUUACGCGAGGUGGCCAAGGAUCGUCGCUCGCUCAGCGAUGUUGCCGUUCUGGUCAAGAAGAGCAAAAGUAAAUUGGCCGAACUGAAAUCGGAAUUGCAGGAGCUCGAAAGUCAAAUACUGCUUACAUCGGCCAACACGGCGGUCAAUAGCAAUGGUCAAGAAUCGAUUGCCUUCAGCCUUGAUGGCAACGGCCCUGCCCAGCUGGCGGGCGCUGUCGGCGGCUUGGGCAUGAACAAUGCGAUGGCUGGCGGCGGUGCACCGGCUACGGCCAAUGACAAGGUGCUCGCCUCGCUGGAGAAACAGCUGCAGAUCGAGAUGAAGGUGAAAACGGGCGCCGAGAAUAUGAUCCAAUCGCUGGGCAUUGGCUGCGACAAGAAACUGCUCGCCGAGGCACACCAAAUGCUGGCGGACUCCAAGGCCAAGAUUGAGUUCUUGCGCUUGCGCAUCAUCAAAGUCAAACAGAAUCGCGAGCAGGCCGAUCGCCUGAAGGCCGCGCGCCAGCUGACCGACGAGCAUGGCGCUCUGAUAGCGGGCAUGGGCUCUGGCAGCGGCAUUGGCUGCAUGCAGCCCCAGAGCCUGGAGACGACGCUGGAGGAGCGCAUCGAGGAGUUGCGUCAUCGGCUGCGCAUCGAGGCGGCUGUUGUGGAUGGAGCCAAGAAUGUCAUACGCACGCUGCAGACGAAUCGUGCGCCAGACAAGAAGGCGCUGCAGGAGGCACACGGCCGUCUGUCGGAAUCGUCGCGUAAACUUGAUCUCUUGCGCUACUCCUUGGAUCUGCGUCGCCAGGAGUUGCCUCCUGACUCGCCCACCGCCCAGCUGCUCAAGCAGGAGCUGCAAAUCGUGCAGCAAUCGACGUCGCCGGCGCCCGUGCAUUAUACAUCGCUGCAGUCGGGUCCGGGCGGGCUGCUUGGGGGGAAAUCGUAUCAGUCUGUGUCGUCGCUGGGCCGGUGUGCGAGCGUCACGGGCAAGCUGGAGGUGCGUCUGAUGGGCUGUCAGGAUCUGCUGGAGGAUGUGCCCGGUCGUUCGCGGCGUGACAAAGACAACAGCUCUAGUCCGGGCGAUUUGCGCAGCUUUGUUAAGGGCGUCACGUCGCGCAGCAGCUCCAAGAGCUAUUCGGUCAAGGAUGAGACAUCGUUUGAGAUCAUGGCUGUCAUCAAGCUGGACAACAUUACGGUGGGCCAGACCUCGUGGAAGCCAUGCUCGCAGCAGGCCUGGGACCAGCGUUUCUCCAUCGAUCUAGAUCGCUCCCGGGAGCUAGAGAUUGGCGUCUAUUGGCGUGACUGGCGUUCGCUGUGCGCCGUCAAGGUGCUGCGCCUCGAGGAGUUCAUUGACGAUGUGCGCCAUGGCAUGGCACUGCAGCUGGAGCCGCAGGGCCUGCUCUUCGCCGAGGUCAAGUUUCUGAAUCCGAUGAUCUCGCAGAAGCCGAAACUGCGACGCCAGCGCAUGAUCUUCAAUCGGCAGCAGGCGAAGAACAUCUCGCGUGCCAAGCAAAUGAACAUCAAUGUCGCCACCUGGGGACGCUUGCUCAAGCGCAAUGCGCCCAAUCAUGUGCAUUUGGGUGCGGGCAGCAAUGCGGCUGCCUCCACAACUUCGAUGGCUGUGGGACGCGGCUCCUCGCCGCUGCCCAGCGCCGCCUCGCGGGGCUCCGAGUCGCCCAUAUCGCGCACACCCUCCUCCGAUGCGCUGGCCGUCGAACCGGAACCCUACUCGCCGGGCGAACAGGCACAGAACAUGGAAUACGAUCCGGAUGCGGGCAUGCACGAGCAUGUGGAGACGCCCGGUGAAUAUCCGGAUCCUGCAGCCAGUGGGUUGAGUGGACUGCGUCCGCUCUCCAUGCACAUGCAGGGCAUCAGUGUGCUGCCACCAGAGACGCCGCCGCCGGCGUCGCAGCAGCCAGUUGCCAGCAGCGCAGCUCAAGCCGGCGGCAGACCCAAUUCGCUCAGCCUACAGAUGCCUGGCAAAACGCCGCCGGGACGCACAGCCGCGCCCACUACGGCACCACCGCCGCCGCCUGUGCUGAAGUCGGUGACACCUGUGCUCGACCAGGAGUUGCAGGAUGCAUUGCAUGAAUUUGACUUCCUUUCCGAAAUGGAAUCAUAUCCAAAUACGCUGCGCCGCCCGCUGCCCAAGGAGCAGCGACACCUCGAACCGGAUCCGUUCGAGCUGGAGCAGGAGCAGCACCUGAAACGCAUGGCCACGCUCCGUAUCAUGCAGAUAGAGACCGUAAUGCCCCUGCAAGAGUCGCCGCCAGCAACACCCGAUACACAAAUUAACAACCGCAACAGCAUCAACAACAUUUGCCUUGAAGCCCCAGCUCCAGCUCCAGCUCCAGCUCCAGCUCCAGCUCAAGCUUCAUCUCCAUCUCCAUCUGCAGCUGAGCAGAGGCUAAGCGCAAGCGUUGAGCUCACCUCCUUAACAAUACGCAACCCGUUUCAGUUCCAGCAGCCGAUCGAGAAGCCAGCAGACAGACAGUCGCCAGCUGCGCCAUCGGCGGUGGAGCAGCAAUUGCAUCGUCCCGUCCUGACGCUGCCGCCGGUGGUGCUCGUUGGCGGCGGGGCCAAUGAUGAGGAGCAUCCAAUGCUGGUCACUUGCUCCUCGUCAUCGCCGCUGGUUGAGUAUCCCGAGGAUGAUGAUGAGUAUUUGUACGGCGGCGGGCUGCAGCCCGGCUCCAGAUGCAGUUCCAGUGCCGGUGAUCGUUUCUGUGUGGAGGCCAAGAUCAAUGUUGUACAUAUAACCUUCGAACCCAUUGAGACAGCAGCAACACCCAGCAGCAACAGCAACAGUAACAGCAACAACAACAGCAGCAGCAGCCUUAUAGAGGAGGCAGCCAUCGAGAGUGUUUUAAUAACUAAUGUAGAGUCUGUUCAAGAGCUCGAUGAGGUCAUACCGCAGCUAGGCAAGCUCUAUGUGGGCACUCAGCAGCAGCCGCAGUUGCCCUAUGCGGUGCAAUCAUCGCCCAUCAUACAGGAGCCACCGACGCCCACAAUUUAUGGCAAUAGCACCACUGCUGCACCACAAUUCCCGCAGCCGACGCAGCGACAAACACAGGACAAGCAGCAGCAGCAGCAGCAACAACAGCAACAGCCGAUCUAUGCCAAUCAAUAUGAGCUGAAUGUGGCCAAGGCGACGACAGCGGGCGCUGCCGCCAGCAGCGGUGGCCGACGAAAUGUGGCACGUGGCUUGCAGUACCGUGAGCCGGCUGGCUACGAGGCGCUGCGUGCCGCACAGCCACCACCCAAUCCCGGCAUGCUGUCCAUCGACAACUUCCGGCUGCUGAGCGUGCUCGGACGCGGACACUUCGGUAAGGUGAUAUUGUCGCAGCUGCGCAGCAACAAUCAGUACUAUGCGAUCAAGGCCCUGAAGAAGGGCGACAUCAUUGCCAGGGACGAGGUGGAGUCGCUGCUCAGCGAGAAGCGCAUCUUUGAGGUGGCCAAUGCGAUGCAUCAUCCGUUCUUAGUCAAUUUGUAUUCAUGCUUCCAAACGGAGCAACACGUGUGCUUUGUCAUGGAAUACGCCGCCGGCGGUGAUCUGAUGAUGCACAUCCAUACGGAUGUGUUCCUGGAGCCGCGCGCCGUGUUCUAUGCCGCCUGUGUGGUGCUGGGUCUGCAGUAUCUGCACGAGAACAAGAUCAUCUAUCGGGAUCUGAAGCUGGAUAAUUUGCUGCUCGAUACGGAAGGCUAUGUGAAGAUCGCCGACUUUGGGCUGUGCAAGGAGGGCAUGGGCUUUGGCGAUCGCACGGGCACCUUCUGUGGCACACCAGAAUUUCUGGCACCCGAGGUGCUGACAGAGACGUCGUACACACGCGCUGUCGACUGGUGGGGAUUGGGUGUGCUCAUAUUUGAGAUGCUCGUUGGAGAGUCUCCUUUCCCUGGCGACGAUGAGGAGGAGGUCUUCGACUCAAUUGUUAAUGAUGAGGUGCGCUAUCCGCGCUUCCUCUCACUGGAGGCCAUUGCCGUUAUGCGACGGCUGCUGCGCAAGAAUCCGGAACGACGUCUGGGCUCAUCCGAGCGCGAUGCUGAGGAUGUCAAGAAGCAAGCGUUCUUCCGCUCCAUUGUUUGGGAUGAUCUGCUGCUGCGCAAAGUCAAGCCACCGUUUGUGCCAACCAUCAACCAUUUGGAAGAUGUCUCGAACUUUGAUGAGGAAUUCACGUCGGAGAAGGCGCAGCUGACGCCGCCAAAGGAGCCGCGACACUUGACCGAUGAGGAGCAAUUGCUAUUCCAGGACUUUUCAUACACGGCCGACUGGUGUUAAA
Drosophila arizonae is the source of this 4694-nucleotide messenger RNA. RefSeq names its product serine/threonine-protein kinase N (gene Pkn). The record is from RefSeq and is a predicted model, not a curated record. NCBI's taxonomy places the organism in Eukaryota, Metazoa, Arthropoda, Insecta, Diptera, Drosophilidae. Gene Ontology annotation, biological process: protein phosphorylation; signal transduction. Gene Ontology annotation, molecular function: small GTPase binding; protein serine/threonine kinase activity; ATP binding.